Colossoma macropomum (tambaqui) is the source of this 1478-nucleotide messenger RNA. It is a transcript of the gene dcun1d1, whose product is annotated as DCN1, defective in cullin neddylation 1, domain containing 1 (S. cerevisiae). Gene Ontology annotation, biological process: positive regulation of ubiquitin-protein transferase activity; protein neddylation. Bases 63 to 836 code for a protein of 257 amino acids. Gene Ontology annotation, cellular component: ubiquitin ligase complex. NCBI's taxonomy places the organism in Eukaryota, Metazoa, Chordata, Actinopteri, Characiformes, Serrasalmidae. The transcript has 7 exons. The record is from RefSeq and is a predicted model, not a curated record. Gene Ontology annotation, molecular function: ubiquitin-like protein binding; cullin family protein binding; ubiquitin conjugating enzyme binding.
GUAGCGGAAGUAGAUGAAGAGCCGAGAGGGAGAGCGGAAGAGGGUGUCUGGAGAUCACAAACAUGAACAAGCUGAAAUCCUCACAGAAGGAUAAAGUUCGCCAGUUCAUGAUUUUCACCCAGUCUAAUGAGAAAACAGCACUGAAUUGUUUGUCUCAGAAUGACUGGAAACUAGACGUCGCCACAGACAACUUCUUCCAGAAUCCUGAACUCUACGUACAAAACCUAAAGGGAUCGUUUGACAAGAAAAAAUUAGAACAGCUCUACAAUCGGUACAGAGACCCUCAUGAUGACAACAAGAUUGGUAUAGAUGGCAUUCAGCAGUUCUGCGAUGACCUGGGUCUCGAUCCGGCCAGUAUAAGUGUACUACUGAUCGCCUGGAAGUUUCGCGCUGCCACACAGUGCGAGUUUUCAAAGCAGGAAUUCAUGGAUGGAAUGACUGAACAAGGAUGCGACAGCAUAGAGAAGCUUAAAGCACAGUUACCCAAAAUGGAGCAGGAGUUAAAAGACCAAGGGAGGUUCAAGGACUUCUAUCAGUUUACCUUCAACUUUGCAAAGAAUCCUGGACAGAAAGGCUUGGAUUUAGAAAUGGCAAUUGCUUACUGGAAUUUAGUACUGGCUGGACGCUUCAAAUUCCUAGACCUGUGGAACAAAUUUUUAGUGGAGCACCAUAAGAGAUCCAUUCCCAAAGACACCUGGAACCUCUUGUUAGACUUCAGCACAAUGAUAACCGACGACAUGUCCAACUACGACGAGGAGGGAGCGUGGCCAGUACUUAUCGACGAUUUCGUGGAGUUUGCUCGGCCGCACAUCGGGACCAAGAGCACAGCCGUCUAGGCCCCUAGGCCUUCACAAAGGCCGUCUGGACCUCUACUUUGGCUCCCAGAGCACAGAGAACUGAACUGAAAUCUACAUUGCCUUUCCAACCCUCAGGAUCGAGACGUUUGUGUACAACAAAGACAUUUCGAAGAAGCGUCUCCUCUUCAGUCAUCUAGUGGUGGUUGGGGCUUUUUAAAUCGUAAAUUUUUUUGGAUGUGUGCCACUUUUGUGUCGGGCUGAGUCAACAGAAGCUGGUUCGAGCUCUGGGACCUCGUCAGUGCUUUCCCCCCCCAGACGUGCUCCGAAAUCAGCCGGGCAAAAGCUAAAACCCAACAGACACUCAGACAUGCCAUCUUAAUCCACACCCAGGGCUUGGUCGGGGAAUGUCAAAAUUCAUCAAAUAUUAAAUCUUAAUUUUAAUACUCCAUGUGCAUUCCUGCUUUGAAUGUUUGUUUUCUUCAGUUUUUAUGGAACAUCUGAGACACAGAGCUUUGAUUGUAUUCUCUUUUUUUAGGGGACAUUAUAAGAAAAACAGAAACACCCAAAUUUGUUAGUUUUAUUGUGACUUAUUGUAUAUUUUCUGUUGCUGUUAAGAAAAUGGCUAUGAUUUCACACUGCUUGUUUGGUUUUGAUUAAACUUGAUCGUCAGUAUGACAGGAA